This is a messenger RNA of Manihot esculenta (cassava), 1087 nucleotides long. RefSeq lists its product as uncharacterized. The coding region runs from base 72 to 881 and encodes 269 amino acids. The transcript is spliced from 4 exons. The record is from RefSeq and is a predicted model, not a curated record. Lineage: Eukaryota; Viridiplantae; Streptophyta; Magnoliopsida; Malpighiales; Euphorbiaceae.
AAUCUCAUAGUGGCAAUUUAACUAAAAGAAAGUCAUAAGAGUUUUUUUUAUAACUGGACUCUCUGUGUAUAAUGGGCCCUUGCCGGAUGCUUGGUGUGGAGAGAAUCUGGCCUCCGAAGUUCAACUCUUUUCCUACAGAAACUGCCGCCCAACCGUCACCAGGCAUCCGCUCUGCCUCUCCCGAUCUCUCACUCUCUUGUGUUUCAGAAAUGGGAACCAUCGUUAGUAAAGCUGCAAAUGGCCUUGGAGGUGUUCUUGCUAAUGUUUUUAGUGCUCCUUUCAAGACUAUUCUUGGAGCAUCAUGUGAGGAUGUUUGUGCGGGGCCAUGGGAUGUAGUCUGUUUUAUUGAGCACUUGUGUGUCUCUGAUCUGGUGAAGUUGUUGAUGAUUUUGGGACUCUGCUACAUAACUUUGAUGUUCUUGUACCUAUUAUUCAAGCUGGGAAUUUUCCAAUGCAUAGGAAGAAGCAUCUGUAAGAUGUGUUGGGCUGGAUGUGAGACAUAUUGGUUCUCAUUACAAUAUGUUACCUGUUUUCUGUGGCACAAGUUAAAGAACACAAAACGCGUACAUCGUAGACGUUUUCGAGACAUCGAAAAAGGGAUUACUUCAACCUCUGAAAGUGACUAUUCAGAUAACUGUCAUCACGUUGUUAGAAAGAAAAGGGAAGGAAGAAAUUUUCAUCUGCAGAGCUCUCGCUAUGCUUCAAGCCAUAGUCGCUAUCGACACCACCACCAUGUGACAUUGAAGACCGGCAAAAUUUCUGCUCAUGUUAAGGGUGGAUCCCAAAGGCUAAGGAAUUCAAGACGAUUGAAAAUAAAUAAAGUUAAAAAUCAUCGAAAGGAUCUUGGAAUUAUGAGGAGGAGGAGGAGAGGCAUGAGGUGAUCAUGCAAUUUUCAAGAGAAUAUGAGGUGAACAAGCAAGUAAAAAAGUUAUGAAUGUUGCAAGUGUUUGUGUAGGACACAAGAGUCUCAACCAAAUCUUGAGAGCUUACAAUAUCACAUGUAAAUCAGACUGAUUUGUUCCUGCAUUUAUUUAAAAGUUAGCAAAAAUAAAGAUUAUGCAUGAUUGCAUCAGAAUUUUCAAUUGAA